Molecule: messenger RNA, 988 nt
Organism: Struthio camelus australis
Lineage: Eukaryota; Metazoa; Chordata; Aves; Struthioniformes; Struthionidae
Source: RefSeq, a predicted model, not a curated record
GGCAUUACACUGAGCAUGUAUAUGCUUUGUGUUUCUGUACCACAGAGAAGAGAAAUGAACUGUGGCAUUCGCUUCAGCGUUCUGCACGUUUCUGCUCAGAUUUUUUAAAAUCGUAUAGUGUCCUCUUUGUGCAAUGGAUGAAUUUCACCCGUUCAUUGAGGCACUUCUUCCACAUGUCCGUGCAAUUGCCUAUACGUGGUUCAACCUUCAGGCUCGAAAACGCAAGUACUUUAAAAAGCAUGAGAAACGAAUGUCAAAGGACGAGGAAAGAGCAGUCAAGGAUGAGCUACUUAGUGAGAAGCCCGAAAUUAAGCAGAAGUGGGCAUCCAGGCUCCUUGCCAAGCUUCGCAAAGAUAUUCGCCAAGAGUUCCGGGAGGAUUUUGUGCUCACGGUGACUGGGAAGAAGCACCCAUGCUGUGUAUUGUCCAAUCCUGACCAGAAGGGUAAGAUUAGGAGAAUUGACUGCCUGCGACAGGCUGACAAAGUCUGGCGUCUGGAUCUAGUCAUGGUGAUCCUAUUCAAAGGCAUCCCCUUGGAAAGUACGGAUGGAGAGCGACUCAUGAAAUCCCCACAUUGCACAAAUCCAGCACUUUGCGUCCAGCCACAUCACAUAACAGUAUCAGUCAAGGAGCUUGAUUUGUUUUUGGCAUACUACGUGCAGGAACAAGGUAGGAAGCAGACUGUCAUGUUUUUUAUGUUAGCGUGUCAGACUUUUGUUCCAAGUUGCCCUGUUUCCCCUAAGGGUUGACUUCCAGUGAAACAUUAUUCCGUGGUCUGUAUACGUAAUGUGGGUACAUAUACAUAUGUAAAUCAGCAUGUAUGCGUACACACACACGCUCUCUUACAGACCUGUGUAAAUGACAUAUAUGUUUGACAUUCGCGCCGUGUUCUUUCAAGAGAGGGUAGGACCUACCAAGGAAGUACUUUAGUUCCUCUGAAGUUGCCAUUUUUGUCGAAGAGUGGCAAUAUGUUGUGUUUUUUCCAAUUA